Molecule: messenger RNA, 1086 nt
Organism: Oryza sativa Japonica Group (Japanese rice)
Lineage: Eukaryota; Viridiplantae; Streptophyta; Magnoliopsida; Poales; Poaceae
Product: low molecular mass early light-inducible protein HV60, chloroplastic
Source: RefSeq, a predicted model, not a curated record
CCGCCGACGUGGCCGCUGCCGCCGCCACCACCACUCCCCGCCUCGCCGCGCGCCCCCGUGACCUCCUCCUCGAUGAUCCCCCCGCCUAUUUAUACUCGUCUCGCCACCCGCACCAUCAUCAUCAGCAGCAGCAGCAACAGCAGCAGCAGAAAGAGUGAUCUAGCUAGCUCGCCUGAGUUCUUUGCUUCUCCAGAUCGAUCGUUUCGCGCGCGUCUCCGCGUUCAUCUGCUGUGUAAUUUGAGUUAUUAUUAGCAACAAUGGCGGUUGCUACCAUGGCGCUGAGCUCCUCCUUCGCCGCCGCCGCCGCUGGUAGCGCGCCAUGGCGUGGUGUCGUCGCCGCCGGCCGCGCCGCGGUUGGCUUCCCGCCUCGCCGUCGUGCUGCCGCGCUCGUCGUCAGGGCCCAGGCCGAGCCGGAGGUGGAGCCGACGAAGGAGGAGGCGGCGACGUCGUCGUCACCGACUCCGACUCCGAGCCCCGCGGCGGCGGCGCCCAGGGCGAAGCCGGCGGCGAGCACGGGGCUGUGGGACGUGCUGGCGUUCAGCGGGCCGGCGCCGGAGCGGAUCAACGGGCGGCUGGCGAUGGUGGGGUUCGUGUCGGCGCUCGCCGUGGAGGCGUCGCGCGGCGGCGGGCUCCUGGAGCAGGCCGGCAGCGGGGGCGGGCUCGCGUGGUUCGCCGCCACCGCCGCCGUGCUCUCCGCGGCGUCGCUGGUGCCGCUGCUCCGCGGCGAGAGCGCGGAGGCGAGGAGCGGCGGCGUGAUGAGCGCCGACGCUGAGCUCUGGAACGGCCGCUUCGCCAUGCUCGGCCUCGUCGCGCUCGCCUUCACCGAGUUCCUCACCGGCUCGCCGCUCGUCAACGUCUAAUUAAUCAAUUAAAUUAAAUUAAAUUAAUUAAGCUGCACUGUACACGUGUACGUACAAUACAUUCAUGUACUUGCGUAUGUACUGGGUAGCUAGCUAGGCCGGGUUGUGUGUGUGUAUACACUGUAGCAAGUAGCAAGCUUGAUAGUGCUUGGUGUACUACCUUGGAAUUUGAGAAGGGAUUCAAAAUUUGGAACUCUUGCAAAAAUUCUUGAGAAAUUUGGAUGUU